AUGAAGCCGAGGCGUGCAUGUUGCGCUCCGCGGCUUGACCCGCAGACGUGCUUCUGCAGCGAACCGGACCCAGCGCCGGGAAGUGCUGAGCUCCCGCGGCGCGGGGCGUGUGAGGGCCCUUCCUAGCCGGCCUCGGACUUCCGCGGUGGGGAACCCCUGCGGCAGAAGACGCUUUACCUUCCGUCCGCUUUUGUGACUUCACGUUUAUUUUGCUUUCUGAUUAAAAAGCUCACUUAUUUAAGUCACCUCUGCUUGUGGGGCUUGAACUCAUGACCCCAAGAUCAAAAGCCGCUCGCUCCUCGGACUGAGCCCUCGAGGUGCCCCAGGCCUUUACUUUUAACCGUGCUGGACACCGCGCAGAGCCUGCUUUCCUGGCAUGGGCGGCCUGUGUGCCGCGGGGCAGCCGUGGGUUUGCAGCUGGGACGAGCUAAAGCAGACGCAUGUUUCCUUGUGCGGGAUCUUGUCCACUUUUAGUGCAGACAGGAAGAUGCUUUCAAUUCGGAAAGAAAAUGGUGACUGGGAAUUGGAGCCUGAUCUGGGUGUCGAGGAGGGGCGGAAGCAGUGUUUUCUCUGCGCCUGGCUGCCUGUUGCCGCGGAAUGAGGGUCGGGCACAGACGAUAUCAACCUGAAUUCUCCUAACAAAGGUCUGCUGUCCGACUCCAUGACAGAUGUCCCUGUCGACACAACGGUGGCUGCCCAGACUCCUGCUGUCGAGGGUCUGACUGAGGCUGAGGAGGAGGAGCUUAGGGCUGAGCUUGCAAAGGUGGAAGAGGAAAUUGUCACUCUGCGCCAGGUGCUGGCAGCCAAGGAGAGGCACUGUGCAGAGCUGAAAAGGAAGCUGGGCCUCUCUGCCUUGGAGGGCCUGAAGCAGAACCUGUCCAGGAGCUGGCAUGACGUGCAGGUCUCUAACGCCUAUGUGAAAACUUCUGAGAAACUUGGAGAGUGGAAUGAGAAAGUGACCCAGUCAGACCUCUACAAGAAGACUCAAGAAACUCUCUCCCAGGCCGGACAGAAGACGUCGGCUGCCCUGUCCACCGUGGGCUCCGCCAUUAGCAGAAAGCUCGGGGACAUGAGGGCUCGUCCGUUCUCACACUCCUUUAGCAGCUCUUCAAUCCGCCACUCGAUAAGUAUGCCGGCCAUGAGGAAUUCUGCCACCUUCAAGUCGUUUGAAGACCGAGUUGGGAACAUAAAGUCUAAGGUUGCAGGUGGCAGAGAGAAUGGCACUGAGAACCUGCCCUCCCCGACCGGGAGUGGCGCCAAGCCCCUGCCCGGUCACACGCCUUUCUAAGCCCAUCCCAGCUUUGCCCUGCCAUGGAGAAGUGCAAGCCCACCCUCAUCGUCACAGCCGCGACGCUGUAGCGGAGCAGCCCGUCAGACCUCGGGUGGAUGCACCGAGCUGGCUUUGAGGAGGGUCCUGCCAUUCCCAUGGAUACGUGGCUGCUGUGUGCGCAUGAGUUCUACAGAACGCGGUCUUGUACGCAGAUGCUUUCCACUGAAGUUGGUAGAUGCAAACCACUGUGCCGUCCUUCCUGGGGUGCAGGGAGUAGACAGGACAGUGGGCCCUCUGGCGGUCUUGUUAGUUCGCGAGAACAUGGAAGGAACCGGAGAGUGAUAAGCAUAAAAUAAGUGGUAUUUCCUCAGCCUCCCCUUUCGUGAGUUAUAGAAGGAAUCUGCGGAAGAAAGAUUCGUCCAGAAAGUCCUCUGAUCUUCAGUUUUUAUUUCAAAUGCUAAAUGAGAAAACUCUCCAAUUUUUGAAACCCUCCAGCAAGAACCUGGUUAUCAACAGCGCCUAAUUCUUACACUAAUGAUCUAGCUUUAACAAAAGCAAAUUCUUUAUUUUUUAAAUGCAGCGAAUUUUUCGAAAAUUUAAGCCAAGCAAAGCAGCUUUAGUCUCCAUUAGAAAACACUAUUUCUUUGGACUCAAGCUGACAUACAAGCCUUACAUCGCAAUAUGCUUUAUUUGUUUAUAAUGUUUUUUAUAUGAAAAUAAGGGUUCUUCAGUGGGUUUCGAGCGUUAUGUAGACUUCUGCGUCUAGCCCGAAGGGCAGCAUGCUUGGACCCUUGGUGUGUUUUGUUCAGCAGAUGCACUGCAUUCCAGUGUAUGAAGCUUGCUUCUCUCUCCUCAAGGACUGGGAUAGCUCCUGCCAGCCAGAGGGCUCUGGGCCUCUGGGCGUGGAGGUGUGGGUGGGUAGGAGAAGCAGAAGCCAACACCCUGCACAGACGGCUGGGCUCCAACAUGCCCGUUUGCCGCACCCUGGGGACAAGUGGGAAGCAGAUGGGCCCUGCAUCGGGUCGGCUGGGACUCUGCUUUCGCCUUUUCUCAGGAGCUACAAAGAUCUCAUUCCCAUUCUGAAGCUGCCACACCCCAGCAGCCUUGUGGUCAGGGCCCCACGCAUGGGGUGUGUCUGGAGGGGCAGCUCCGUGCCUUAUUGGCUUCCAGCAGGCCGAGAGCGCACCUGUGCACGCGCAGAGUCCACUCUAGUAGACCGUGGUGUCCUCUGGUAAGCCGAGUGUCCGCUGGUCACUUCAGACGCCCUGGGUGGACUACGGUCUGUGCUGGCGCCAUGGGAAGAACAGCAUUUGGUGUUUUUUCUUCAGGGUUAGAAUCACGGAUGGGGUGUGCUGAGAAAGCAGGACACAAGUGUAGUAACUGAUUCAUCUUUUCCUUAAAGUGGAUAAUGGGGACUUUGUCAAUAAAGCAUUCCUUUGGGGAAGAACCCAUGUGA
This is a messenger RNA of Lutra lutra (Eurasian river otter), 2726 nucleotides long. RefSeq names its product TPD52 like 2 (gene TPD52L2). Gene Ontology annotation, cellular component: cytoplasm. The transcript has 9 exons. The coding region runs from base 662 to 1288 and encodes 208 amino acids. Gene Ontology annotation, biological process: carbohydrate metabolic process. Lineage: Eukaryota; Metazoa; Chordata; Mammalia; Carnivora; Mustelidae. The record is from RefSeq and is a predicted model, not a curated record.